AUGACGAUUUCUAUUGUUGAUUCACUUCUUAGCCACCCUUUUACGCUUAAUUAUCUUCGCAUUGGACAAGUAACACCGUCGACAAAUAGUCUUUGUCUCUUUUGGAAUCUGAUCAAUUCAAAUUGCAGUUUUGCGACAUAUUUGACGAUGGCAUGGGCAUCGAUUGAACGGCACCUGCUUAUAUUCUAUCCAACAGUAUUCACUACUCGUUAUCGACGAAUUCUCUGUCAUUACACACCUCUGCUCGUAGCAGCUUUUGUUUAUCCAAUUAUGUUUAGUAUUAUCGUUGUUUUUGUCUAUCCCUGUCGAAAUGAAUUCAUUAUGAGUUCUAUCUUUUGUGGAUACUCAUGUGCGCUAAGAAUCCCAUCAGUAGCAAUGUACGCUCGAAUUGCGCAUAAUUUUAUUCCGACAUUCAUCGUAGUCGGUUCGUCUCUGGCUUUGCUCGUACGUGUGAUUACGCAAAAACGACGAAUACAUCGAAAUCAGUUUAAUUGGCGUCGAUAUCGUCGGAUGAUUGUUCAACUGAUGACCAUCAUAAGUCUCUUCCUCGUUUUGACGACGCCAGUCACCUUGGUCAGCAUUGUACAAUAUUGCUGCCUGCCGAUGUUUGGUGCUGCAGUGCAAAUGCCUUACCUGAGUUUCCUGAUUCGAUUUCUUAAUAUUCUCAUGCCGUUCGUCUGUCUUAGUUUACUUCCGGAAAUCUGGCCAAAAUUAUUACCAGGCAAAACGCGACGCGGCCGUAUUGUUCCAGUCCGUACAAAAACGAAUAACUUGUUAAGAACAUAA
Messenger RNA from Adineta ricciae, 786 nucleotides. The record is from the annotation of a GenBank genome assembly. NCBI's taxonomy places the organism in Eukaryota, Metazoa, Rotifera, Eurotatoria, Adinetida, Adinetidae.